AUGAUUUCCUGGUUAUUGAUCCUUGUAUUUUUUAGUUGUAGCUUUGAAGCUGGUACCACAAACCUUCAGCUCAGCCAUAUUUUGGAAGUACCACAAGCUGCAGCUGAACCUGUUGGCCAAUCCCCCAUCAUUCAUCCCUCAAAUAAGGGGUUUGACAUUGGAGCAGCUGAAUGUCCUGAGGCAAUCAUCAGUAUCCAUGAAACUGAAUGUGGCAGUCAACUUUCAAACACUGGUUAUUCUAGAUCUUCUCAGAACACAAAUGCCUAUUCUGGUGAAAAAAUUGAGGAUGAAUGUGACAAAGUGGAUGACUUGGUUUCAAGCAAAUUUUCUGAUAAAUCAGUAGCAGAAAUUGGAUGCAAAGAGAAGGAAGGUGAAAUUCAACUCACAAAUACUGGCAAUUUAGAAUCCUCCCACAGAAGCAUUCCUGUUGAUUUGACAAACGCAGGUGAAAAAAUUGAGAGCAAAUCUACCAUUUCUCAGGAAUUAGCAGCAAAAACUAGAAAUGAAGUUGUUCCUAAAAUCCCUUGGUACAAUAAUACCAAAAUAUGUUUUAUAAUCCUUGUUUGCAUGUGUAUCACUGGUCUUGGAUUCCUUUUGAAAUAUGGUCCAGUAUAG
Molecule: messenger RNA, 615 nt
Organism: Puccinia triticina
Lineage: Eukaryota; Fungi; Basidiomycota; Pucciniomycetes; Pucciniales; Pucciniaceae
Exons: 4
Coding region: 1-615 (204 amino acids)
Source: RefSeq, a predicted model, not a curated record